AUGUGGGAGCUCUUGGCUGUCUUGCUGCUCACCCUAGCUUAUUACUUUUGGCCCAAGAUAAGGCGCCCUGGUGCCAAGUACCCCAAAAGCCUCCCAUUCCUGCCCCUGGUGGGCAGCCUGCCUUUCCUCCCUAGACACGGGCAUCCUCAUGUCAACUUCUUCAAGAUGCAGGAAAAAUAUGGCCCCAUCUAUUCCUUUCGCCUGGGUACCGAACCCGCAGUGGUUGUCGGCCACCACCAGCUGGCCAGGGAGGUGCUCAUCAAGAAAGGAAGAGAAUUCUCCGGGAGACCCCAUGUGACAACUCUGGCCAUCCUGUCAGACAACCAAAAGGGCAUUGCCUUCGCCGACAGUGGUCCCCACUGGCAGCUACAUAGGAAGCUGGUGCAGGCUGCCUUUGCCCUGUUCAGGGAUGGCCACCAGAGGCUAGAGAAGAUCAUACUUCAGGAAAUCAGCUUAUUAUGUGAUUUCCUGGCCACCCAGAAUGGACAGUCCAUAGAUUUGGAAUCCCCUGUCUUCCUGGCGGUGACCAACAUGAUCGCCAUGUUCUGCUUCAACUCCUCCUACAAGUAUGAUGAUCCUGACCUGAAGAUCAUACAAAGUUAUAACAAAAGCAUCCUGGAGAGUCUGGGCACGGGUGGUCUGGUGGACGUCUUCCCCUGGCUGAAGGUUUUCCCCAACAAAUCCUUGGAAAUGAUGAAGAAUGCUGUUAAAGUACGAAAUGAUCUGCUGAAAAAAAUCCUAAAAAAAUACAAGGAGAAAUUCAGCAGUGACUGUAUCACUAACCUGCUGGACAUACUGAUCCAAGCCAAGAUGAACUCAGACAAUAACAAUGAUGGCCCAGAACAGGAUUCAAAGCUACUUUCGGAAGAACACAUUCUUACCACUAUCGGGGACAUCUUCGGGGCUGGUGUGGAGACCACUACCUCUGUAAUGAAGUGGACUAUAGCCUUCCUGCUGCAUAAUCCUCAGUUGAAGAAGAAGAUCCAGGAGGAGAUUGACCAGAACAUAGGUUUUAGUCGCACACCAACUAUCAGUGACCGGAACCACCUUGUCCUGCUGGAGGCCACCAUCCGAGAGGUGCUUCGCAUCCGACCUGUAGCCCCCCUCCUCAUCCCCCAUAAGGCUACCACUGACUCCAGCAUUGGUGAGUUUACCAUUGACAAAGGCACACAAAUUAUCAUCAAUUUGUGGGCACUGCAUCACAAUGAGAAGGAGUGGCACCAGCCGGACCAGUUCAUGCCUGAGCGUUUCUUGGACCCAACGGGGAGCCAGCUUAUCUCGCCAACAUUGAGCUACUUGCCCUUUGGAGCGGGACCCCGCUCCUGCGUAGGUGAGAUCCUCGCCCGCCAGGAGCUCUUCCUCUUCCUGUCCUGGGUGCUGCAGAGGUUUGACCUGGAGGUGCCAGAUGAUGGGCAGCUGCCCUCCCUGGAGGGCAUCCCCAAGGUAGUUUUUCUGAUUGACUCCUUCAAAGUGAAGAUCAAGGUGCGCCAGGCCUGGAGGGAAGCCCACAGUGAGGGUAGUGCCUAGAGGCUGUGCCAAGUGCCCCAUGACUUCACCCAUUCCAGCCAGUAACUCUCUGCUGGCCU
This is a messenger RNA of Trichechus manatus latirostris (Florida manatee), 1586 nucleotides long. RefSeq names its product steroid 17-alpha-hydroxylase/17,20 lyase. The coding region runs from base 1 to 1527 and encodes 508 amino acids. The transcript has 8 exons. Gene Ontology annotation, biological process: hormone biosynthetic process; progesterone metabolic process. Lineage: Eukaryota; Metazoa; Chordata; Mammalia; Sirenia; Trichechidae. The record is from RefSeq and is a predicted model, not a curated record. Gene Ontology annotation, molecular function: steroid 17-alpha-monooxygenase activity; iron ion binding; heme binding.